AGCCCCUCAGAAUCGCGUGAGACUCCCGUCUCACUCCUCAGCCUCUUGUCACACAGAAUUACUCUUAAAGAGGCAGGUCGUCUACCAUCCCAGCCUAGUUGAAUCACAGAGACCUGAAGUUUGACUUGAACAACCAAUGACUAUCAUCAUGAGUCACGAAUGGAGUACUUAAAGCAAACACAUCACUUUCGUCUCAAUUGACUUACAGGCACUCACAUUCUUUUAAAAGCUCAGAGUCGCUCAUUGCUUCAGAGGCAUCUUACUUAACUUAACACUCUAAAGUAUCUAUCAAGGCUCAGGCCGCAAAUAAAAGAACACAUCCCUCCCAAUGGCUACAACACCAAAUCCCACGGCUCAAUUGCCGCUACAAACGAUAUCUGUAUCCGAAUCCUCGCCUCUCCCCGAGCCCAUCGUCACCACCGCCCGCCUGAGUAUCCGUCCCAUGCACCCCCAAGACAUCCCCUCCGUCGCCUUCGCCCAGAACUCCCCGGCCGUUGCCCGCUACAUGAGCUCCGCCUUCGCGAUCCCCUACACCCUCGUGCACGCCACCAAAUGGAUCGCGCAAAACCUCACACCGCCAUAUAACCACUUCGCCAUCACUCUUCUGACCGAUCCUACCACCGUCCUCGGCCAAUUUGGCUUCAUGCCUGGCCAGGAUACCGAAGCACAUACCGCGGUACUGGGUUAUUGGCUGGGCGAGGCGUCUUGGGGAAAGGGUAUCAUGACGGAGGCGUUGGAGGCGAUGACGGCAUACGGGUUCCAGGAGAAGGGGUACCUGAAGCUUAUAGCAAAGGUGGUUGCUGGGAAUGCGGGGAGCGAGCGGUGCUUGAAAAAGUGUGGGUUUGUCGUUGAAGGUGUGAUGAAAAAGCAGGUGCUCAAGGCGGGGGAGGUGAACGAUUUGAUAUUCCUGGGGUUGUUGAAGGAAGAGUGGGAGAAGAGGCCCGAGGCGAAGAAGAAUGAUGAGUGAUUGAGAGCGGGUGGUGGGUCAACCCGACUUGACUAGGAAUGGGGCCAUGCUUCGGGUUGCAGUAUUGGUUCUUGCAGUAGGCCAGACUAUUGUCCAUCGUAUUAGUAUCGUC
Mytilinidion resinicola is the source of this 1079-nucleotide messenger RNA. Its product is annotated as acyl-CoA N-acyltransferase. Gene Ontology annotation, molecular function: acyltransferase activity, transferring groups other than amino-acyl groups. Lineage: Eukaryota; Fungi; Ascomycota; Dothideomycetes; Mytilinidiales; Mytilinidiaceae. The transcript has 2 exons. Bases 329 to 967 code for a protein of 212 amino acids. The record is from RefSeq and is a predicted model, not a curated record.